CACAAAAAGUCGGAUACCACAGUAUUAAUACAACACGUCUGGUUCACGUGUGUCCAGUUGGCCCAUCUCUUCGUCUAAUACUCACUUGUCGAUUCGCGGUCUCAAACGUCUAUAUUUUUUUAUGUCAUUCAUCUUUGCCCCCAUAUAAUAAUUAUAGGUACAAAUUGGUUUCGCAGACGAGGUCACUGAUUUUGAAAGUGCAAUUGACAUUUCGGAAUAAUGGACAAAGAGGAUUCACCUCUAUCUGUUUCGUCUUCGCUGGAAUGGCCAGAUUAUGUUGUCAUAGCUAUCUACUUCGUGGGGAUUCUCGCCGUAGGACUGUGGUCUGGCCGUUCUAAUAAGCAAGACAGCAUUAGCGGCUAUUUUCUGGCAUCGAGAAAUAUGCACUGGAUUCCGGUAGGAGCUUCAUUAUUUGCAAGCAAUAUCGGAUCAGGGCAUUUUGUUGGACUUUCUGGAUCGGGUGCGGCUUCCGGAAUUGGCAAUGCGGCAUUCGAAUUAAACGCCAUGUUUAUUCUGAUUCUUUUGGGUUACGUCUUUGUUCCUGUCUACAUGGCCAGCGGUGUUUACACUAUGCCGGAAUACCUGCGACUAAGAUUUGGCGGACAGCGGAUUCGUGUCUACCUUUCCGUUCUAGCCCUUCUCCUAUACGUUUUUACCAAAAUUUCGGCAGAUUUGUUUUCCGGAGCCAUUUUUAUUCAACAAGCAAUGGGUUUGGAAGGAGACGCAGGGAUUUACGUCUCUAUCUUGAUUCUUCUAGCCAUUGCAGCACUCUUUACCAUCACCGGAGGAUUGACGGCUGUUAUUUGGACAGAUUUCGUGCAAACCAUCAUUAUGUUGAUUGGAUCUUUCAUUUUGAUGGGCAUGGCUUUCGUCGAAGUCGGUGGUUACAACGAGUUGAUUCGCAAAUUUUUCAUGUCGUACCCGAAUGAAACCUACACUGCUUAUGAUCUGAACAACAGAUCGUGCGCAAAUAUUCCGCCCGAUGCGAUGCACCUUUUCAAAAGCAUCAAGUCACCGGAAUUACCAUGGACUGGCGUCAUCUUUGGUGUUACCAUUUCGUCCAUCUGGUAUUGGUGCUCCGAUCAGGUUAUCGUUCAACGAACUUUGGCGGCGAAAAGCAUGAAUCACGCGAAGGGAGGCUGUAUCAUGGCCAGUUUUCUGAAAAUCCUUCCGCUAUUUAUCAUCAUUUUCCCCGGAAUGGCUUCGCGAGUGCUCUACACGAAUAGGGUUGCCUGCGCUGAUCCACAGGUGUGCGAAAAAAUCUGUGGAAGCCAGGCUGGAUGCACAAAUAUCGCUUACGCUGAGCUCGUGAUCAAUUUGUUGCCUCCAGGAUUGACCGGUUUGAUGUUGUCCGUCAUGCUGGCCGCUUUAAUGAGCUCUUUGACUUCAAUUUUCAACUCAUCUUCAACCAUUUUCACCAUGGACAUUUGGACCCGGAUUCGAAAAAAUCCUUCUGAUAUCGAGUUGCUCAUCGUCGGGAGAGUGAGUUGCUUGUUGCUGGUGGCAAUUGGUGUAUUAUGGGUGCCAAUCAUUCAAAAUGCUGCUGGUUCGCAAUUAUUUACUUACAUGCAGCAAGUUCAAAACAUCUUGUCGCCCCCAGUCAGCGCCGUAUUUUUACUGGCCUUCUUUUGGCCCCGAACCACUGAACCAGGCGCUUUCUGGGGCCUUAUGGUAGGACUGAUUGUGGGACUGAUCCGCUUCGGUUUGGAAUUUGGUUACGUUAUUCCACCAUGUGGCACAGGUCUGCCUGAUCCUCGGCCAGAGAUCAUAAAGAAGAUUGUGGGAAACGUUCACUACCUUCAUUUUGGUUGCAUUCUGUUCGUCAUAUCGCUGGUGACAACUGUUCUUGUUUCACUCAUCACGGAACCAAUUGACGAAAAAUAUUUGUACCGUCUGACAUUUUGGACCCGUCACAGUUCCCAGGUUCGAUCGGCAUUGGAAGACAACGAAAAUCUUGAUACAUCACCAAAAGAGACAACACCCAUAAUGGAUGCCGAUUCUUCGACUUCAGCAAGCAACGAUUCAGUAAACGAACUCAACGAACCCAAGCCAGUAGUCGGCAAUUCAGUAGACUUGCCUGUCUGGAGGAAGGCGAUUAAUUGCCUGUGUGGCGUUGAGACUCAGAAAGCAUCCCAGGAUACUGUCACUGUGGCAACAGCUGUUAUCGAUCCCAAGCAAGAAGCCCUCAUGGCCAGUGAGUUUAUUAAAGAAGACCCGAAAUGGCUUAGGUUCGUGAAUACCAAUGCCAUAUUAGUCAUGUCGGUGUCUGCCUUUAUGUGGGCGUGGUAUGCCUAGACCAACAUUACUGAAAGACACCAAAGGCAACCAUGUUUUUGUACUUAGUUUGUCUAAACCUGUUGUAGCCACUAUAAUUCCCCUAGCCUAAAAGGUUUGUGAAAGAGAUUGGGCGUGAACAUUUUUAUAGGUAAAUUACGUUUUGUUGUUGGGGUUUUCGUUGUGCCAAAAAAGUAUAACUGCAACAUAAAUGUUUGUGCUUGUUCUAUUUUUACAUAGCAACAAACACAAACGUGAAAAAACAUGACUAGAACGUAGUACUAGAAUUAUUUGCCAAAUCCUGAAGUAGCCUACUUGUUCUUUUUGCCUGUUUCUUUUUUUCUUUCCAUUUCAUUUUGAGAUAAAGACUGAGGUGCAAGCAGCACAAAUAGUGAAUUCUAAUAAAUAAUCAAACACUU
Messenger RNA from Daphnia magna, 2693 nucleotides. RefSeq names its product sodium/glucose cotransporter 1. The record is from RefSeq and is a predicted model, not a curated record. Gene Ontology annotation, molecular function: D-glucose:sodium symporter activity. NCBI's taxonomy places the organism in Eukaryota, Metazoa, Arthropoda, Branchiopoda, Diplostraca, Daphniidae. Gene Ontology annotation, biological process: transmembrane transport. The transcript is spliced from 16 exons. The coding region runs from base 220 to 2295 and encodes 691 amino acids. Gene Ontology annotation, cellular component: plasma membrane.